GUGUCCUGGGCUCUCACAGCUUGGAAUGUCCAGCAAUACCUAACAUGCAAGCACGGCAAAUCACUUUCUACACAGAAUCUGAACCUCUGUUUCUCUCUCUCUCUCUCCUUUAUCUCCUCUCUCCUCUCUCUCUCCUCUCUCUCUUUCUCUCUUUCAACAUGGAAUUUGAAAAGCAUGAAAAAGGAAGCUUAUUAGACAAGAAUUUAGAGGAGAGACUGAAGGUCUCUUCUGGUGAUUCUGAAGCCAAACCUCUGAUCUUCAGCUUUGUUCCCACUGUUGGAAGACUUCCAGCCCACAUUCAGUUGGCCGACACUUCCAAAUACCUUGUUAGGAUUCCUGAGGAGCCAGGUGAUAAGAGUCCAGAAACUGUAAAUAGGUCUACAUCCGUUGACGUGACCUUUAACAGUGGGAAUGAACAAGAGAGAGUCCAAGGGACACUGAAUUGUCUGUCCCAGGUCUGUGAAAAUAAUUCACAAGGAAGGGGAUUUAAAGCAAACGACCUUCAAGGAAUGCAGCAAGGUGACCUCUUCAAGGCUGAGUAUGUCUUUAUUGUGGACUCUGAAGGGGAAGAUGAAGUUACCAGCAGAAAAGUGGAACAGGGUGCCCCAGGGGGCACAGGCAACACGGUAGCCCGGCCCAAGUCUCUAGCGAUCUCCUCCAGUCUGGUCUCCGAUGUGGUGCGUCCCAAAGUACGGGGGCCUGAUCGCAAGGCCACGUCACACCCUGAAGCUGCUCAGGAGAUGGCCUCCCAGCAAAGGCAUGGACAGCAAUACAAGACCAAGUCCAGCUACAAGGUUUUUGCAGCAAUCCCUACAAACACAUUGCUUUUGGAACAGAAGGCACUAGACGAGCCAUCCCCGGCUGAACGUGUCUCCCGGGACAGCUCCGUAGACCUUCCCCUGGAGUUGUGCUUCCCUGCACAGCUCAGGCGGCAAACCGAAGAGGUCUGUGCUACCAUUGAUAAGGUCUUGCAGGAUUCCUUGUCUAUGCAUUCUUCUGAUUCUCCUUCAAGGUCUCCACUGCAGACAUUGCUGGGUUCUGAGACAAUCAAAACUCCUCCAUCUCUUCCAAGAGCGGCUGGUCGAGAAACGAAGUAUGCGAAUCUCUCCUCGGCGUCCUCUACAGUGUCUGAGAGUCAGCUGACUAAGCCUGGAGUGAUUCGCCCGGCACCUAUAAAAUCCAGAAUAUUACUGAGAAAAGAAGAAGAAGUCUGCGAGCCCAACCCUUUCAGUAAAUACCUGGACGAUGACGGCGGCCUCUUCUCUGAGCAGGAUGUGACAGUUCCUCCCAAGCCUGUUUCGCUCCAUCCUUUAUACCAGACUAAACUCUAUCCUCCUGCUAAGUCUCUGCUGCGCCCGCAGACCAUCUCGCACACCGCCUGCCUUAGCCCAGGGCCCUUCGGCCAUUUGUCCUCCUCCUUGCAGGAUGAGCAGACCUCUCACACCCUCCUUAGCCACGUCGCGUAUAACAAGCUGAGUCAUCCAAUGGUGACUAUUCCUGAACACGAAACCCUUGAUUCCAAAGAGCAGUGAAGUUGGAGAAGACACGAAAGCCAGCUGCUGAAGUGUAUUUGGGAUGCUGGUGCUAACCACUUGGUAGAUUUAACUAUUUUUUUCAGAAUGAGUGCUUUUAUGAACUGCAGUGGAACGGAAGAACUAAGAAACAUUUCCUGCAGGCAUAAAGCAUCACAGCACUGCACUAAACCCAGCGUAGGAGAGGCUGACCUACCGCUUCUCGCACACGGUUCAAGCCUUUCCGGCCUUCUGUGAGGCCGACAGCAAUACUAACUCGCCCCUACCUUCAGUGGCCAAAUAAAGAACCAUGGGUAAACACAA
Chinchilla lanigera (long-tailed chinchilla) is the source of this 1835-nucleotide messenger RNA. It is a transcript of the gene Mlip, whose product is annotated as muscular LMNA-interacting protein. Gene Ontology annotation, molecular function: transcription corepressor activity; lamin binding. Gene Ontology annotation, cellular component: sarcolemma; nuclear envelope; PML body. NCBI's taxonomy places the organism in Eukaryota, Metazoa, Chordata, Mammalia, Rodentia, Chinchillidae. Bases 45 to 1532 code for a protein of 495 amino acids. Gene Ontology annotation, biological process: negative regulation of transcription by RNA polymerase II. The record is from RefSeq and is a predicted model, not a curated record. The transcript has 13 exons.